AUGGCAUUUACAAGCUCUCUUACGGCAAUUUCUUCUUUCAAACUCACUAACCCGACAUCCCACUUCUUGCCUUCUGAUCGGUCCCUGAAACAACAGGGUCUUUUCCACCAACAAAAUCAAUCUCUGUCAACUCAAAACUUCAAAUUCUCCAUUCCACAACAUUUCUCGACAAGAAGAUGCAGCCCCAAAAGCAUUGUCACCACAGCUUUCUUCUCCAAGCUCUGCUCAGAAUCUCCAAAGAGAAAGCCAGCAGGGAAAGUUCAACAACUUAAUGUAUAUGAAAUAAACGAGCGAGACAGAGACAGCCCAGCAAUCCUAAAACUAAGUAAAAAACCAGAAUUAGCACUUGGAGAUUUAGUGCCCUUCACCAACAAGCUUUACUCUGGAGACUUACAGAAACGGUUCGGUAUAACUGCUGGUCUCUGUGUUCUUAUCCAACACGUACCGGAAAAGAAUGGCGACAGAUAUGAAGCAAACUACAGCUUCUAUUUCGGUGAUUAUGGCCAUAUAUCCGUACAAGGAGCUUAUUUAACCUAUCAAGAUACCUUUUUGGCUGUGACCGGUGGAUCUGGAAUUUUUGAAGGAGUGUACGGUCAAGUGAAGUUGCAACAAAUUGUUUUUCCUUACAAGCUUUUUUACACUUUUUAUUUGAAGGGGAUUCCUGAUUUACCGGCUGAGCUUCUGGGAAAGCCGGUCACUCCUUCGCCGGAGGUUGAACCGAGCCCGGCUGCCAAGGCUGCUCAACCUAAUGCCACUAUCCUUAACUUCACCCAAUGA
Jatropha curcas is the source of this 777-nucleotide messenger RNA. RefSeq names its product allene oxide cyclase 4 (gene AOC4). Lineage: Eukaryota; Viridiplantae; Streptophyta; Magnoliopsida; Malpighiales; Euphorbiaceae. Gene Ontology annotation, biological process: jasmonic acid biosynthetic process. Gene Ontology annotation, molecular function: allene-oxide cyclase activity. The record is from RefSeq and is marked provisional.